AUGGCUUCAUCUCGUAUUGUUUCACGUCUUCUUGUACCAACUGCUCGCUGUGGUCUAUCAAUGAUAGGCAACCCGAGUGGACCGAUUCGUACGAUUUUCUAUCGAAAUCCACGAAAUUUACCUGAUGUAUUUCUUGGUUCAUCAUCGAAUGUUUUCCGCGACUUGGAAAGAGAAUUUGAGCGUAUGCAACGAAACUUCGAUCAUUUCUUCCGUGGUAGCAAUACAAACAAUACUGUCGAUAAUCGAUCUUUGACAAAUUAUACCGGCGAUGCAAAUGAAAAUAAUAUGAUUGUAACAGAAGCUGAUGGAUCGCGAAAGUUUCAUCUGGCAUUUGAUAUGCGUGGCUUUGAGCCGGAAGAAGUGAAGAUUAAAACACAAAAUGGAACAUUAGUUGUUUCAGCGAAGAAAGAGAAGAAAGCUGGAAAUAGCUAUUCUCUUCAUGAAUUCAGUCAAACUUACACAUUGCCUGAAGAUCUCAAACUCGAUGAGUUGAAAUCAAAGUUUACUGAACAGGGCAUUCUUUCUAUUGAAGCGCCAUUACCUAAAGCCGAAGCAAAAGAUCGCCAGAUUCAAAUUGAACAUGCGAACUAA
Adineta ricciae is the source of this 591-nucleotide messenger RNA. NCBI's taxonomy places the organism in Eukaryota, Metazoa, Rotifera, Eurotatoria, Adinetida, Adinetidae. The record is from the annotation of a GenBank genome assembly.